Magallana angulata is the source of this 2193-nucleotide messenger RNA. RefSeq lists its product as uncharacterized. The transcript has 2 exons. NCBI's taxonomy places the organism in Eukaryota, Metazoa, Mollusca, Bivalvia, Ostreida, Ostreidae. Gene Ontology annotation, molecular function: zinc ion binding. Bases 380 to 2038 code for a protein of 552 amino acids. The record is from RefSeq and is a predicted model, not a curated record.
AUGAGAUAAAACCUAUCAUUAGUAAGAAUCGUAAAUCUAUGCAAAAAAUGAGUGAAUAUAUAAAGGGAUACCACAAGUUUAGCAGAACACCGUCUAAAGAUUUUAUAGAAAUAUUACAAACCGAAAGUAGAAUAUCAAGCCGUGGAAUUUCCAAGUGACAAAAUCGAUAAUCAAAUGUUGUUAACGAGGUACAAACAGUAUAUGUUUUGCAUGUACUUGAAAUUUUAAAAUGCAUGCCUAUGAAUUCUAGUUGGAUAUUUUAUGCACUAUAUAUAAGACGAGAUUUACAAGCUGAUGAGGUUAUUUGUUGGAAAUAAGUUUCAUUUGAUCCAUCUGGUCAAGGAGUUACCGCCAUUUUGAUUCAUAAGGUAUACACACUAUGGAUCCAAGCUACUGUCUCCAGGACGUUGUCCGAUGUGACUUGUGUAAGGAAAACCAAGUACAGAGCUACUGUGACUUUUGUCAAGUCAACCUCUGUAAGCCCUGUGUAGGUGAACACAUUUCUGAUGAGUAUGAAAAACACAAAAUAGUUCCCUUCAAGGAGAGGAAAUCAACCUUAAUGUUUCCAAUAUGUAACACGCAUUCAAAAGAAACAUGCAAAUUACAGUGCAAAUCAUGUACAGUGUUUAUUUGUGCUUUAUGUUCUGCAUCCGCCAAACAUAAAGGUCAUGAAUUUAUAGUCCUUGAAGAUUUCUACAAUACAAAGAAAGAAGUUAUAAAAAAGGAUACUGAAGAAAUAGAAAAUGUUAUUGUUCCAACUUAUGAAGAAAUUAGAAACGAGUUAAUCAAACAAAUUGCUAUGCUGGAUGGGGACUAUGAGAAAAUUACAGCAGUUAUGUCAGAACAAGGAGAGAAAUGGCAUACAGAAAUUAAAAGAGUUAUCAACAAGAUGAAGAAUGAAAUAACAGAGAUGAAAGAGAAACACCGCGACAUAUUGAAGAAACAUUUAACUGAAAUCAAGCAAAAUGAAGCCUUGAUUAAAGGAAACUUAUCUGCUCUAAAGAAAGUUGAAGAAUCCAAUGAUGUAUCUAUAAUCGUAGAAUACAGGCCCCAAAGUAAUGAAUUCAGGAAAUUUCCUGCAAAAGUUCAGGUUACAUUGCCAACAUUUUGUCCCAAGUCAUUCAACAGAAAACAAGUCUAUGAAAUGUUUGGAUCCCUGAAACCUUUCGUCUUUACAACAAAUGAAAAUGGCUACAAUAUAAAGUUACUAAAAGGUAUUAACAGGGAACUGUUAGAUAGUCCUGCGGUUAUCAAUACUUUUAACACAGGGUAUAAAGAUCUCCACAGUAUUUCUUUUCACAGUGAAGAAGAAAUUUGGACAAGUGCUAAAAUUGCUGGUGAUAUAAAGUGCUUUAAUGCCGAUGGCAUGUGUAUCAAAUGUAUCAAAACACAUUUAAGAGAUAUGCCAAUUGAUAUAGCAGUUACAAGUAGAGGUGAUUUAGUAUAUUGUGACUUUAAAUCAAAAACUUUGAACAAACUGAAGGAUGGAAAGAUACAAAAAAUAAUUAAAUUACAGGGAUGGACACCUAUCAAUCUGUGUGUCAUCUCUACUGAUGAUGUUCUGGUUAGUGUAUUUAACGAUGACAAAACUCGAUCGAAAGUUGUCCGAUACUCAGGCAGUACAGAGAAACAAACUUUUCAAUUUGAUGAUCAUGAUAAACCUCUUUACUCAGGAAAUAAUAAUAUUAAAUAUAUCACUGAGAACAGAAACCAUGACAUAUGUGUUGCUGACUGGGGGGCUGGUGCAAUUAUCGUAGUAAAUCAGGAAGGGAAACUUAGAUGGAGAUACACCGGUCAUUCCUCAGGAGCCAAUAAGAGACUGAUUAAACCCCAUGGCAUCACAACAAACAGUCAGAGUCAGAUCCUGGCGGCAAUCAGUAACAACCACUGCAUCCACAUAUUGGACCAGGAUGGACUGUUCUUAAGUUACAUCAACAAUGUGAAGAAUCCAUUGGGUUUGUGUGUUAAUAAACAAGACAACUUGCUCGUUGCUGAAUACUUUACGGUGGAUGUGAAGGUGAUCAGAUAUUUUAAAUGAAAAGCAUUGUGCAAAUAAUGUAUGUUGUAAAUUGAUUAGUGUUGAAACUCUUUUCUUCACUAUAUCUAUAUUACUACAUUAAAAUAAUAGACUCGAAUUUUCGAUCUUUAAUACCGAUAAAUCAAAAGAAUACUGUCUUUUAUUUUAUAUAUUCU